AUGACCAUCAACCCUACCUACCUUGCGCAACGGACGCGUUCCUCUCUGAACUUGAACGAUGCGAAGUUCCGAGUCCUUAAGUCUUACCGGGAGUGGUUGCGCGCCGUCAGUUUACCCCAGAUACCCAGACCCACGUCCCGACCAAUCGUUGCGGGAGAUAUGUCCCCCGAAAUCCAGACCAUGUACUCUUUGAACAUGCCCGUGUCCGUCAUCCGUACCAAGAUUCGCCAGGAAUUUGAGAAGCACCGCUACGUCAGCCAGUUGAGCGUCAUUGAUGUUCUGCUCUACCAGAGCCACGCUGAGUUCCAGGAAACCCUUAACUACUGGAAGCAGCUGUCUCACGUUAUGAAGUACUUCCGCGCCGAAGAAGACCCUGGCGCCCGACUACCGCGCAACUUCGUUUCGGGCUUCUUGGAGGGCCGCAAUUGA
Penicillium verhagenii is the source of this 429-nucleotide messenger RNA. RefSeq names its product NADH dehydrogenase [ubiquinone] 1 alpha subcomplex subunit 6. The transcript is spliced from 4 exons. Gene Ontology annotation, biological process: response to oxidative stress. Bases 1 to 429 code for a protein of 142 amino acids. The record is from RefSeq and is a predicted model, not a curated record. NCBI's taxonomy places the organism in Eukaryota, Fungi, Ascomycota, Eurotiomycetes, Eurotiales, Aspergillaceae.